Molecule: messenger RNA, 817 nt
Organism: Gopherus evgoodei (Goodes thornscrub tortoise)
Lineage: Eukaryota; Metazoa; Chordata; Testudines; Testudinidae
Product: zinc finger and SCAN domain-containing protein 29-like
Exons: 2
Coding region: 46-450 (134 amino acids)
Source: RefSeq, a predicted model, not a curated record
UCCAGCCAUAGGAAUUAUGAUACCUUCGGGCAGAUAUCAAGGGACAUGAUAGAAAGCGGCCAUGACCAGGCCAUGCAGUGCAGGGUUAAAGUGAAGGAGCUGCGGAAUAUCUACCACAAAGCCCGCAAGGCAAACUGCCGCUCUGGUGCUGCCCCCAUGACCUGCUGUUUCUACGAAGAGCUGGACGCGAUACUUGGGGGCGACCACACCUCCACUCCAAGGACCACCAUGGACACUUCAGAGCCCAGUUCAACAAGGCAGGAGGAGGAGGAGGAGGAAAGCAGGAGCGAGGGUGCUGAGGCAGAGGAAGACACCCUGGAAUCCCAAGAUGCAUGCAGCCAGGAGCUGUUUUUGAGCCAGGAGGAAGGCAGUCAGUCAUGGUGGCCAGUGCUUGGGGAAGAACAAACACCAGAGGAGGUGCCUGAUGCAACCUUGAGAUCUCAGCAAUGACGCUUGCCUAAGUUGGCUCCUCUUUUAGGGGGACACUGACUCCUGGGGCACUCACCCCUCUGCACAGCUCAGCUGUGCUGCUGCCCUGUGUGAGCUGCUGCCAACAGCCCCUCCCCCUGCCUGCUCUGCGUGCCUACUCAGCUGUUUGCUUCUCCCUUGUUGGUUGGAGGGCCGGACAAAUGGAAGCCUUGGGCUGGAUCCAGCCCGUGGGCUGCAGUUUGGAGACCCCUGGCAUACAGAAUGGAGAACAGAGAUUCCAAGGCAAGAACCACACAGAACUCUGGGACUAGAAGAGCAGGGAAGCACUGCAUGAUGGGGGAUCUCUGCUCCAGGUGUUAAUGAACCCACCUGCACACACCCAGCUCAG